CCUAUCUCAUUGCGUUGCACCAGUCACAUCAAUCCCUCCCCAGGGCGAGUGGGUGCCAUGGCCUCGACUGAAGAAGCCCCGCAAGCUCGUUCUCUCAGCCAAUGCUGACUAGUGCUUGAGCUGUCUGGAAUCGAAGCAAUCAGUUUCUUGGCUUCCAUCGCCUAGGUUCCGAUCAGGCGCUAUACCGGCCGAGCUGGUCCUCAUUCACCAGCCAAAAGCUGAGGCGCCUCGAUAUUUGCGAGUACUAUCGGCGAUCUGACUUCUUCCUUCGUCUUGAUCGUCGUCGCUGUCUCGCCGUCUUCUUCGUCUUCUUCGUCUUCUUGUUCUUCUUUUCUUUCCUUCGUUUUCCACGCGCUUCGUCUUCUUUCCUCAUCACCCGAAGUCGCUGGUCCAAGGCUGAUUCGCUUCGUGACGAGCCAACAUACCGACCGGCGGCACCGGCACGCCAUGAGCUGGUUCGUCCUAGAGGAGAUUAACUCCUGUCCCGCGUCGCGUGUCGGCGACGGCCGACCCGGUCCGUCCCGCGAUGCUGCCGAGGCGCAGCGCUGGCGAGCGGAAUCGAGAUCGGAGCUAAGGGACCAUGGCGAUACGCAGACGGCGCACCGGUGUCGGUCGGAGGCGAGAGGGCAGGGGAGGGAGGAGAGGGAACGACUGCAAGCACAGCGGCGGAUGGAGCCGAGAGAGCCGAGAGAGCACCGGAUGGAGCUAAGAGGGCAUCGGACGGAGUCGAGAGAAGCGAGAGAGCAGCACGUGACGCAUGGCGGGUUGCACGGCGGGUGGCAUGAGCAGCAGCAGCACGAUGUCGAGCUGUCCGACAGCCAGGGACAGGUGGACAGCGACGGUGACGUGGCAGACGACUUUAUCGAGGUGGAGCGCUGCCCGUAUCCUCGCGAUCCCCGCGAACCCUGCGACGACUCGCACUCUCCCCGUGGACGGACGCGCGACGACGGCAUCAACUGCGACCCCUGCGGCGGUGGCGGCGGCGGCGGCGGCGGCGGAGGUGGCGGUGGCAGCGGCAGGAACUGGUGGCAGGCGGAGGAAGAAGCAGCCGCCAUGCGAAGCACUCGGGGACGAGGAGAGGCGUCAGGCAGAGGGAAAGCCGAGGUGAUCGAUCUCACUGGAGUUAGCGACGACGAAGACGGAGGGAACGGGGCGUUUGAGGCAUCUGGGGCGUUUGAGGGGGCAUGGGGGGGCACGGCGCCUGCGGAGGACUUGAGCGUGGAAGUGGAGUGCAGCUUCUGCCGUGUGCUCACCCCAAUCACUCACUCCUUGGACCUCCCCCGCUGCUCCUGCCUCCUCUGCCUCUCCUGCGCCCGUGCGUCCUUCCAGCCCCAACUGCUCGAUCUGGUAACGUUGCUGGUGAAGGAGAAGCAAGCAGCAGAGAAGCAGGCGCGGGAAAACCACCCGUCGCCGGCCCGUUCCGCUAACAGCAAAGAUUUUAUGGGCUGCCCGUGCUGUGCUCAGCCAGUUCCGGCCCUCCACGUGCAAACGCUCCUGCCCGAAGAAUUCCGGCAAUGGGAGGAAGCAGCGACUUCGGCGGCCCUCGCGGCGUUCUCCCGGGCAGAUGAAUUUGUCCGCUGCCCCGGGUGCGAUGUGCUUGUGGAGAAACUGCCCGCGGAACCGCCACCUGGCGCGAUCCUAUCGGGCGUUCCCGAGAUCGACCGAACGGCGCCUAUGGCAGAGAGAGACGAGGAAGGGCGGGUGCUUACACGGGAAGCGAUUCUGCAUAAAGCGGGGAAUAGGUUUCGGUGUGGGGAGUGUGCGGUGGUGUUCUGUGGGGCGUGCCGUGUGCAUCCGUACCAUCUUGGGCUGUCCUGUGCUGCAUAUGCUGCCCGGCUCGCUGCCCCCAAGUGCUUGUUCUGUGGGGAGAGAGUUGAAGGGGGGAUGGGAGACUGGGCGGAGUGGGGCAGUGGGGGAGGAAGAGGAGGAGGAGGGGAAAGGGGUAGUGGAGGGGGGAGAGAUGGAUUAGAUGCACCAGCAGCAGCAGUAGCAGCAGCAGCAGCAGCAGCAGCAGCAGCAGCAGCAGCAGCAGCAGCAGCAGCAGCAGAUGGGGGCCGUGAAAGUGGCUCUGGGGCAGAGCGCAAGAGGCAACGUGAGCUUGAGGCAGCGAGGCAACUAGUCAAGCUUAUAGCUCCUGAUUGCAGCAACAGCGGUGGCAGCAGCAGCAGUAACAGCAACAGCGGCAGCAGCAGCAGCAGCAGCAGCAGCAGCAGCAACCGGUGGGCUUGGAGCGUGCGGGAGAUGCGGGAGCUGCUAGCAGCAGUGGGAGCGGACACAGACUGGUGUGUGGAGAAGUAUGACUUAGCAGCAGUGGCGGCACUGGCGGCGCGCGUGUGUGGAGAGGAGCAGUGCAGGGGGCGGCUGAGGGGAGCAUGCACGCGCACGAGUCCCUGUGGCCAUCCUUGCGGGGGCGUGCGAGGGGAGGUGCAUUGCCUGCCGUGCCUGCAGGAUCCAUGUCUUGGGAAACUCAACGCUGCUGUUGCUGCUGCUGCUGGUGCUACUGGUGCAGCGGCUGGUGUGGCAGCUGGCAGCAGCAGUGGUGCUGCUGUCAGCACCAGCCAAGUGGCCAGCAAAGCCAGUGCUGGGCACCCGUCAUCCUCCGCCGUCCCUCCUCCCCGCGUGUGGCCGCCCCUCCCCUCCGCCAGCGACUUCUGCCCCAUCUGCUGGGUGGAGCCCAUCUUUGCCGCCCCCGCCAUCCGCCUGGCGUCGUGUGGCCAUGUGGUGCACGUGGGGUGUGCGCGGGAGAAGAUCCAGCGUUCCUACCCCGGCCCUGACAUCUCCUUUGUGUUCCUCGCCUGCCCCCUCUGCCCGGCUACCACCAUGGCGCAUCCUGCACUGCAGGCGGAGCUUGCUGCGCCUCUGGGGCUGAAGCAGCAGGUGGAGGGUUUGGUGGUUGAGAGGAUGAGGGCGGAAGGGAUGGCUGGGGGUGAUGGUGGGGGUAACGGGGUGGGUGGGACGGAUGGGGGUAAUUGGGAUGGGGGGGGCAGGGAGUGGCGUGGGAUGCAUGAUAAGCAUGGUGGUGUGGAUGGGAGUAGGGAGGGGAAUGGCAGUGCUGGCAGGCGGGGAUUGCGGAGUGGGAAAGGGCAGGAUCUUGGGCGUAGGAGCGUGAAUGGGAGGGAGAGGAAUGGGAAGGGGGGUGUGGGUAGUGAUGUGAUGAUUGGGGCGCUGCGGCGGUUCCUGUUCUUUCUCUGCUCCCGCUGCCAGCAUCCAUACUUUGGUGGCGACAGGAGGUGCGGUGCCGGACCUGCUGGUGCCGAGCCCGAUGAUCAGGGUGGAUAUGGUGGGCCGGGGAUAGGUCAGGAGGGAGGAGGUAGGGAGGGAGGAGGGAAGGAAAGAGCAGGGGGGAGAGGUGGGGCGAAGCCAAAUAGAAAUGAGCUGGUAUGUGGUGAUUGUCUGGCAGCUGAAGCCUUGGCGAAGCAAAGGGAAGCUGCUGCAGCUGCUGCUGCAGCCGCAGAGAAGCAGCGGGGCAGAGAGAAAGACAAGGACAAGGGCAAAGAAAAAACAGCUGGAACCCCGGGAUUCAGUGGUGGGGAAGAUGGAAAGGAGGAGCUGUGGGAAGCUGGUCCAUGCACUGCCGAUCACAGCCGGGGUUUUGUCCAGUUCAAGUGCCGCUUCUGCUGCUCGGUCGCCUCUUAUUUCUGUUUCGGCACCACUCACUUUUGCGCCAAGUGCCAUGAGACCCGCCCCGAUUCAUCACGCUCGUCAUAUGUUGUGCCGCAAUGCACUGGUGGAGACAAAUGCCCGCUGCGCGUGACGUGGCAUCCCAGAGCUCCGGAGGAGUAUUGCCUCGGCUGUGCUUUGUGUCGGUUACCAGGAAAACGGCAGGCACGUGCGCAGGCGUGAGGGCAAGAUAGAGAUCUCAGAAAACAUGGAUAGUGGAUAGUUGAACCACUAGUGAGGUAUGGGUGAAUCAAGUGCUUUUUUGGGUUGCGGAGCAACCUAAAGCAAUCGACCAGGCAAAGAAAAAAUCAUCGUAAAUAGUAAAAUACACUAGGAAAUACCACAAAUACCAUAGAAUUGUUCUGCUAGCUUGUGUGUGUUCCGUUCAAUGUGCUAGGGAUCCGACAUAAAAAUUGGAAAUAUGU
This is a messenger RNA of Closterium sp. NIES-67, 4085 nucleotides long. The record is from the annotation of a GenBank genome assembly. Lineage: Eukaryota; Viridiplantae; Streptophyta; Zygnematophyceae; Desmidiales; Closteriaceae.